AUGGACGGUUCAAAAUUGGAUAACGGAACAGCCAGUGGGUCGCACAAGUAUAAAAGAGUGUCGUCACAGCCCGAAAACCCCUACGCUAAACUCAUCCCCGACCAAACCAUCGCUAUAAUUCCAGAAUUCACCCUUGAAUCCGGCGUCGUGCUACACAAUGUCAAUGUUGCAUACAAGACUUAUGGAACCCUAGCGCCCAGUGGAGAUAAUGCCAUGGUCAUAUGUCAUGCGUUAACAGGCAGCGCUGACGUAGGGGACUGGUGGGGACCAUUGCUCGGAGGUCCUGGAAAGGCCUUCGAUAUCUCGCGGUUUUUCGUCGUGUGCAUGAACAGUCUCGGAAGCCCAUACGGCAGCGCCAGCCCAGUCACGGCCAAGGAUGGGGAUGUGUCAUUGGGUCCUUACGGCCCCGAGUUCCCAUUGACAACAGUACGCGAUGAUGUAAAUAUCUUCAAGCUUCUCUUGGACGACCUCGGUGUGAAGCAGAUCGCUGCGGUAAUCGGAGGCUCUAUGGGCGGCAUGCUUGUUCUCGAAUUUGCAUACUUUGGAAAAGACUAUGUGAAGACGAUAGUGGCAAUUGCCACAUCGGCCCGUUAUAGUGCGUGGGGUAUCAGCUGGGGUGAAGCGCAACGACAGAGCAUCUACAGCGAUCCCAAGUACGAGGAUGGAUACUAUUCCUACGAUGACCCUCCCUCCACUGGUCUUGGAGCGGCACGCAUGUCCGCCCUGCUGACUUACAGGAGCCGCGACUCAUUCGAAUCGAGGUUUGGACGGAACACUCCUGAUCUGUCUAAGAAACAGAAUAUCAAUAAUGUAGCACGCCCGACUACUCCGUCAAACCCCUCGUACGAGCACUGGGCGAUACAUAAUGACGGACAUAAGAAUGCUGGUUCACCAAGGUCCUUGUCCAGAACAAAUAGCAGUACCGCCAUACUUGGCACUGCACAAGCACACACCGACCUUGAGUUUCACGAUGCCUCAAAUGCCGCUGCACAGUCACCCCAGAGACCAGACUCAACAAACAGUAAUCAGCGAUUUCCGCGUUCUUCGAAAUCUGUAGCGCCACACUACUUUUCUGCACAGUCUUAUCUGCGCUACCAGGGUGAAAAGUUCAUCAAACGAUUUGAUGCCAACUGUUACAUCGCCAUCACCAGGAAACUGGAUACACACGAUAUUUCCCGCUACCGGUACCCUGAUGGAGAGACACCCGAAACCAUGGACCCCGUGUCGGCCCUCCAUCAUGCGCUGUCUUUGAUUGAGCAACCCACACUUGUGCUCGGUAUCCAGUCAGACGGUCUUUUUACCUUUGCUGAACAACAAGAAUUAGCUGCGUAUAUCCCCAAUGCAUCGCUGAAAACCAUCGAUUCACCGGAUGGGCAUGACGCUUUCCUAUUAGAAUUCGAGCAGGUCAACAAUCAUCUGCUUGGGUUCCUGAAUGCCGAGCUGCCAGAGAUCAUGAACAGGACGCCAACUUUGGACACAGCCACAUCUGACACGGACAUGGUCGCCACCAAAACUAGUACAUUUGGUGAGGCAGAAGUCGACGAUAUCACAGCGUGGUAG
Bipolaris zeicola 26-R-13 is the source of this 1560-nucleotide messenger RNA. RefSeq lists its product as uncharacterized. Lineage: Eukaryota; Fungi; Ascomycota; Dothideomycetes; Pleosporales; Pleosporaceae. The record is from RefSeq and is a predicted model, not a curated record. Bases 1 to 1560 code for a protein of 519 amino acids. Gene Ontology annotation, molecular function: homoserine O-acetyltransferase activity. The transcript has 3 exons. Gene Ontology annotation, biological process: L-homoserine metabolic process.